AUGCAAAGAUACGCGCUGAUGCCAAGGCUGUUGACCUCGGAGAGGGAGCGUCGAGGUCACUGGGACCUGUACCUGGCCCAGAACCUUACCCCCGACCCAGGAGACACUUCGCACCGCCUCGUCCGCGGCGAUCAUCUGCCGCCCGCUUCCCCUCUUCCUUCCCUCCUCUUCCCCUCCUGUGUAACUCGCGGUCAUGGAGGCCGGUACCUGGACCCGACACCAUAUCGGGUUAUUCAUACCUGCGCCAGUCUGCACAGCUAUGACCUCCUCAUGACGAAUCAGAGGAGUGCGCAGCUUGCUCUCAGGCGAGUGUUGCCAGAGGAUCGCAAGGGGCGGAGUUCGGGAAUGGCAGAGCUGGAAUUGACCGAUUCCAGCCAAAUGCUUGCCGAGGCAUGGGAUCACGAGAGUCGGUCGGAGGAUAACCUUAAUCCAGGCGUGGCUUUGGCGGUCCGAGCACCGCGACACCCCACUCGAGCCCUCUUCGCGCACGACCUGCAUGUGACCAGCAAGGUAUAG
This is a messenger RNA of Trichosporon asahii var. asahii CBS 2479, 516 nucleotides long. RefSeq lists its product as uncharacterized. Lineage: Eukaryota; Fungi; Basidiomycota; Tremellomycetes; Trichosporonales; Trichosporonaceae. The record is from RefSeq and is a predicted model, not a curated record. The transcript has a single exon. Bases 1 to 516 code for a protein of 171 amino acids.